This is a messenger RNA of Dermacentor albipictus, 2694 nucleotides long. RefSeq lists its product as uncharacterized. The record is from RefSeq and is a predicted model, not a curated record. Lineage: Eukaryota; Metazoa; Arthropoda; Arachnida; Ixodida; Ixodidae.
UCAUGCCCAACAACAAGAUAUCGUCGUGGUCAUCGAUAUUCCUGGCAAAUCCAAGUCGUGGUUGGGCUCCUGUUUGUCUUCCUGAUUUUUCUACUGGUUGCUCUGUGCUACGUGCUGUUCAUUUUUCUCACAGCUGCACCUGCACCUGCACCAGCGAUGCACGUUUCGCCGAUGGUCACGGAGGAGACAACUACAUACGAUACUAGUGAGGUUACCUCAGACUUUGCCACGCCUCCUUCUGGUCCCGUUCCUCCUCCGCCUCUCCCACUUCCACUGCCUGCUCCGCGUCCCCGGCCUCCUCCCCCGCCUCCUCCUCCUCCUCUGCCUCCUCCACCUCAACCGCCUCCUCCGCGUCGCCCUUCUCCACCUCCACCUCCUCCCCCACCUCCUCCACCUCCCCUUCCUACUCAACCUCCACCGCCUCCUCCGCGUCCCCAGGCUAGUCCCCGGCCUCGUUCACCGCGUCCUCCUCCACCUACUCCCUCACCUCGUCCGCCACCUUCACCCUACGCCAACUCCACCCCCACCUCUACUCCACCUCCUCCGCCUCCUACGCGUCCCCAGCCUCGUCAACCUCGUCCUCCUUCACCUUCUUCCCUACCUCCCCCGACUCCUUCACCCUACGCCAACUCCGCCUCCACCUCAACUCCACCUCCACCGCCUCCUCCACCUCCCGCGUCUCGCCCACCUCCCGCACCUCCUUCUCCCCCGCCUCCAGCUCCCUCAACUCCACCUCCUCGCUCACCUCCACCGCCACCUCCACUCCCCCCUCCUCCUUCGGCUACGCCACCUCCUGUGACUACUCCGAGUUCCCCGCCUACCUCUGUUGAACCGCACGCCAUGGGCAUGAGGCCGCUGUUUUGCACGUUCGGCGUCCACAAGCAGGACUACACGAAGAUCGACGUGGGCCCCUGCGACUAUGCCUUCAUCCCUUUCUACGCGCGUGGCCGUGACACGUUCAUUGACGACAGUGACCCGGUCACCACGAGUUUGAUCAACAGGGCGGCCACGUCGGCGAAGACGUCCUUCGUCAUCAGCGUCCCCAGCGCGAGCCACUCGAAAGUCAUGGCAGAUGUCACCAGCCUCGCUGGCAAAAACAAGGUGGAGCUUUACUGGACGAAAAAGAACAUCUACCAUUAUGCGGUCUUCGACAUCGGCGUCAUGAAAAAUGAAACUGGCCAAGAAAAAACGAUCGUGGAAGCAGCGUUCAAUUUACUGAGGGAAUUCAGAAAUCUGCAGCAGGCUCUCAAGACAAACAAUCCAUCACAGCCGAAACCCGAUCGCGGUUUUAUCGUGGCGAGCUUCUACCUUUGGCCGGGCGCCGAAACUACCCCUCUUACGGUGUUCACUGAAAACGUUGUGAGGCUGCCUCUGGACGCCAUCAUUAUCCUGACGCAUUUGACGGUAGAUGAACACGAGGCGGGUCUGCCGUGUGUGAUCACGGGAGGGGCGCCUUACGAGGUUAAGCAAGUUACAAACAUUUUGGGCAUGGAAGUUCUUAUGAAAAAAAUGGCGAAGCAGCAACAGUGGGUCACGAAGACCACCUUAACCGUGUCUGUGUCCCUCUGCACACGCCUCUACAUGCCAGUAAAUGGGACUGACCUGGAAGAGAAGUGCGUCGACCACAUGCACCGCCCCAACACCACGGCUGCCUUCUGCAAUGACCCUCUGGCAGUCUACGCCACACCCACAACCGUCAGGUUCGGUCACCAGACGGUGAAGUCCUCGAGCCGCAGCAGACCAUCUCUGGUUUCGACAUUUGAAACAAAUGAGACCGUGAGUGGCAAGUACUGCAAGCUCAGAAGCGAAUUCCAGGACCUUGAAUUCGGCUUGUCCCUUUUCGACUUGGAAUGCGAGGACUGGGCGAACAGCUGCAACGAUAUGAAUACACCGAUGCCCGGCACGCAGAGGUUCAAGGACAUGACCGCACACUUCUUCAAAUUGAGGAGCAUAGGUUCACGCGGACUGCCUUGCUAGCGGACCUGCGUGCUUCGCUGGUUGACGAUCGCAGACUCCAUCACCAUCGGCAUGUUCAGUGUGUGGUGAAUAACCGGCUGUUCUUCGUGGCUGGGCAAACCCAUAGACUAAUCAUAUAGUGCGAGCAUUACCACGUACUGUAUGUGCUUGUAACGUUCGCGUGUCAUACACGGUGCGCUCUUCGUUGCCAGUGCGUUAACCUCGACGAAUGUUUGCGCUGAACAAUGCAUCAUUCAGCGAGGCGUAGAAAGCUUGUUUUAAUAAUUAUAUUCAACUGAUGCAUCGCCCUAGCGUUACGAUCUUUCCCUAUGUGUAGUGAAACUUUGCACGACGUCGAAUUGUUUGACUCGCUGAGUGCGUCUCUGCACAGCUUUACGAUUUAUUUUGCGUGUGGUGAAGAUUCAUGAGUUAGUGUGUCGAACACAUCACCACCGCGCGGCUUUCAGAUCGCCGAUGCUGUUACGAGAAUUCCAUUGUCGUUGUCGAGAGACGUUGUAUUGUUCUGACGUCAAGUUUGUUUGCUUAAGUGCACCGUACAGUCAUUCACAAAGGUCAGCGCCGACCGAGCGUCGCCGGAUACUUGGUCUGAUGUUUUGUGUGGUGCUCGCGAUAUUAUUAUUUUUUAAAGGAAAAGAAAAUAUUCAGUGGGCUUUAUGCAAGGCGUAUGAAAAAAAAUCAGAAUGUGUCAAAUAAAUGCACGCAGCUGUGUUCGAUGCA